Messenger RNA from Opisthocomus hoazin, 766 nucleotides. NCBI's taxonomy places the organism in Eukaryota, Metazoa, Chordata, Aves, Opisthocomiformes, Opisthocomidae. The record is from RefSeq and is a predicted model, not a curated record.
AUGGACGCCCGUCUCCGUGUCCCCAGCUGGGCGGAGCUGAGGAGCGGUGACAGCCCUGUCACUGUCCCCACAGACAAGAGGGCCCCUGGUUUCCAGAACGGAGGAGCCACUGUCAAUGGUGAUGUCUUUCAGGAGUCCAACGGCCCCACGGACGCCUACGCAGCCAUAGCCAAGGCUGACCGGCUGACCCAGGAACCUGAAAGCAUCCGCAAGUGGAGGGAGGAGCAGAAGAAGCGCCUGGAGGAGCUGGAUGCUGCAUCGAAGGUGACUGAGCAGGAGUGGCGUGAGAAGGCCAAGAAGGACCUGGAGGAGUGGAACCUGCGUCAAAAUGAGCAGAUGGAGAAGAACCGGGCAAACAACAGGAUCGCUGACAAAGCCUUUUACCAGCAGCCGGACGCCGAUGUGAUUGGCUAUGUGGCCUCGGAGGAAGCAUUCCUGAAGGAGUCCAAGGAGGAAACCCCAGGCUCCGAGUGGGAGAAGGUGGCCCAGCUCUGUGAUUUCAACCCCAAGAGCAGCAAGCAGAGCAAGGAUGUCUCGCGGAUGCGCUCGGUGCUCAUCUCCCUCAAACAGACGCCCCUGUCCCGUUAGCCGCCGCCUGGCACAGCCGGGAGCGCAGCAGGGCAAGGCCAGGCUCGCCGAGCUGGGCAGCUUCGUAGGGCCGGCCCAGGAGGGCCCUCUCCCUGCCUGCUCCCUGCUGCGCGCCUGGGCUGCGCUCGAGUCACUGGCUGUAACUCUCCCCAUGGUUUUCCUUUGCUUAAAAGGUGCA